Nicotiana tabacum (common tobacco) is the source of this 1783-nucleotide messenger RNA. RefSeq names its product polygalacturonase At1g48100. Gene Ontology annotation, biological process: carbohydrate metabolic process. Gene Ontology annotation, molecular function: polygalacturonase activity. The record is from RefSeq and is a predicted model, not a curated record. NCBI's taxonomy places the organism in Eukaryota, Viridiplantae, Streptophyta, Magnoliopsida, Solanales, Solanaceae.
AAAAAAAACACACACACACACAAAAAUAACACUAUAGUACGAUAAAGUUUUUUUUGGCUCCUUUAAUAUUUUCUCAAUUCCCACCUUCAAUGGAGAUACUUCGCUUAUUAUGGUUUACUAUUAUGUUGUUAUUCUUUAGUCAUUUAAUCAAUGUAGAAGGAAGACAUCAUUUUUCCAAGAAACCAAAGAGCAAAAAUAUUAGUUAUGCUCCUAGUCCUGUUGAUGUUCAUGUUGAUGAACAACCACCAGCUUCUUCUCCUGCUAGUAAUGUUGUUCCGUCGGACCCGAGUUACGGAGGUCCUGCUGGUUCGACUAAUUCAGAUUCUGGUUGCGUUUUCGACGUGACUGAGUAUGGAGCCAUAGGAGAUGGCUCAACGGAUGACACUGAUGCAUUCAGAGCUGCUUGGAAAGAAGCAUGUCAAGUUGAAUCAGCUGUGGUUUUAGCUCCAGCUGACCAUGUUUUUAUGAUCACUUCUACCAUUUUCUCUGGCCCUUGUAAACCUGGACUUGAAUUUCAAGUAAAUGGGAUCCUAAUGCCACCAGAUGGACCAGAUUGUUGGCCAAAAGAAGAUAGUAACAAGCAAUGGCUUGUGUUUUACCGACUUGAUAAUAUGACUUUUACCGGCACUGGUACUAUUGAAGGUAACGGUGAAAAAUGGUGGGAAUUACCUUGCAAACCUCAUAGGGGACCUAAUGGCUCAACUUUACCUGGACCAUGUGAUAGCCCUGCUAUGAUAAGGUUUUUCAUGAGCUCAAAUUUGGUGGUGAGAGGUUUAAGAAUACAAAACAGUCCAAUGUUCCACAUGAAAUUUGAUGGGUGUGAAGGAGUAUUAAUUGACCAAUUGUCAAUUUCUUCCCCUAAACUUAGCCCAAACACCGAUGGAAUUCACAUUGAGAACACCAAGUCCGUGGGAAUCUACAACUCCGUUAUAGCCAAUGGCGAUGAUUGUAUAUCAAUUGGACCUGGCAGUUCAAACGUUGAUAUUGAAGCCGUCACAUGUGGGCCCAGUCACGGGAUCAGCAUUGGGAGCCUAGGGGUGCACCAUAGCCAGGCAUGUGUAUCAAACAUAACAGUCCGGAACGCCAUAAUACGAGACUCAGACAACGGAGUAAGAAUAAAAACAUGGCAAGGAGGAUCAGGAUCAGUAACAGGAUUAUCAUUCGACACAAUUCAAAUGGAAAAUGUGCGCAACUGCAUAAUCAUAGACCAAUAUUACUGCAUGACAAAAGGCUGUCAAAACGAAACAUCUGCAGUUUGUGUUAAAGACAUCUCGUACAGGAACAUUAAAGGCACGUACGAUGUUAGAAGUGCUCCAAUUCACUUUGCCUGUAGUGAUACCAUUGCCUGUACUAAUAUUACAAUGUCUGAAGUUGAACUUCUUCCACACGAAGGCGAGCUUGUCGAUGAUCCUUUCUGUUGGAACGCGUAUGGGAUUCAACAAACGUUAACGAUACCUCCAAUUGAUUGUUUACAAGAUGGAAUGCCUCAGUCAAUUGGUGAGGAUGCAUAUACCUGCAGCUGAUGAUCGAUCGAGGAGUUCACUUUACUAGUAGUACUAUUUUUGUUUAGUUAUAUAUAGCUUUAUUUUAUAAGCUAUUUUUUGUAGGUCAUUUUGCUAUAUAGUUUACUAGUCUCCAUCCCAGUCGGGGUUAGUGUCCCUGUGUGAUGAUGAUAAUACUAGUUGUAACAGAUAUAUAUGGUCUAUUUUAUUGACCUGUUUUCUGUACUAGAGAGUGAAAUGAAAUGUCUACUAAUAAAAUCAUUUAUUAAAGAGCUUCUUUA